UGUAGCAAGAUGAACAAGAUGUUGGUUGUGGAACUGCUGGUUCUGCUGGCCAGCUCAUCGGUUUUUUCCAUCGAAGUUGAUACAGAUCUGGGUCGCAUUCGAGGAGUAAAUCUUACCUCCCGAUUGGGCUUAAGUUUCCAUGCUUUUCGAGGUAUUCGGUAUGCAGAACCGGCUUUGGGUGCUUUGCGAUUCGUGAAUCCUCAGCCGGUGAAGUCCUGGUCUCCGGAGACUUUCGAUGCCAGCCAAGAUGGACCAAUGUGUCCGCAGCCAUGGGAUAAUAUGACCGAUGUCUCGGAGGAUUGCCUGCGUCUCAAUGUUUACACAAAGGAUUUAAAGGCACGAAAACCGGUGAUUGUUUUCCUGCAUCCAGGUGGAUUUUAUGUGUUCUCCGGGCAGAGCAAAUACUUGGCUGGACCAGAGCCUUUAAUGGAUCGUGAUUGUGUCUUGGUCUCGUUGAAUUAUCGCCUGGGCAGCUUGGGAUUCCUGGCCACCGGCACUAAGGAAGCACCCGGAAAUGCGGGUCUCAAGGAUCAGGUAAUGGCACUGCGCUGGAUCCAGAAGCACAUCCAUCGCUUUGGUGGUGAUCCUGGAAGUGUAACCCUUUUGGGGUACAGUGCGGGCAGUAUAAGCAUUGGUCUGCACAUGAUCUCACCAAUGUCGCGAGGUCUCUUCCAUCGCGGAAUCUGCAUGAGUGCCUCUCCAUAUGGACCUGCUAAAUACAAAGGUAAUGACCUUCAGUUGGCCCAACGUCAGGCGAGGUUAUUGAAGUGUCCCCAGGAACCUGUGGCGGAAAUGGUGGAGUGCAUGAGACGGAAACCUUACUUGGACUAUGUGAGCACAUACAAUGGAAUGUUCGAGUUUGGCUGGAAUCCCGUGCUCAACUGGAGGAUCGUAAUCGAAGAGGACUUUGGUCAGGAGCGGUUUCUUAUCGAGGAUCCCUUUAAGACCGCCCGGCGUGGUGACUUCUACAAGGUGCCUCUUAUCACUGGAAUCACUGAGUUUGAAUUUAUAUCUGCAGCAUUUUUGGAUCUCCGGAAUCAAAGCAUCGUUAGCAAAUACAAUUCAGACUGGGAACAUUUUGCUCCCAUUUCUUUGAUUUUGGAUCGUGACUCGAAUCACUCAAGAACAGCCAGUCGCAUUUUAAGAGAGAAGUAUAUGCCUGAGAGCCGUGACAAACUGGAGUAUCCAAAGUCGCUUAAGGGUUUAGGAGAACUCUAUAGCGAUGCCUUGAUUGGAGUGGCCUUUAAUCGAUUUCUCCGCCUGAUGGCCCCGCAUACACCGAUCUACACGUAUCUGUUUCGGUACAAGGGUAGAUAUAGUUUCCUGAAAAACCCCGAUACCCAAGAAGCAAUGGGUCCGGUACACCAUGAUGAGCUCUUGUAUUUGUUCCAUGUGGGUCUCAUAGGUCCUUUAUUAAAACGGGAGGAUCCUGAGAACUUAACUAUAGAGCGUUUGACACGCAUGUGGAUGGAAUUUGCUAAAAAGGGUGAUCCCCACAACAAGGACGAUGAAUACCUGAAAGACCUUAACUGGCCUCGAUACUGUGCCGAAAAGCAAGAUUAUUUGGAAAUUGGUAACGAUUUGACAGCAAAAACUGGUGGCUUUUUUCUAAAUCGAUAUCAUAUUUGGGAUGAGUUGUUUCCUUUGAACAGCUUUUAAUUACUGUUUUUAUUCCAUUAUUUUUAUUAUUAUUUUUUGAUUACAUUUAAAUCUUGAACAUUUUACAAAGUCUCUAUAAAAUGGUGUUAUGCAAUGGAGUGAAAUAAAUAUAUAUUAUUCAGCCUGCUUAUUAAUUUAA
This is a messenger RNA of Drosophila serrata, 1798 nucleotides long. RefSeq names its product juvenile hormone esterase. The record is from RefSeq and is a predicted model, not a curated record. NCBI's taxonomy places the organism in Eukaryota, Metazoa, Arthropoda, Insecta, Diptera, Drosophilidae.